This is a messenger RNA of Linnemannia hyalina, 504 nucleotides long. Lineage: Eukaryota; Fungi; Mortierellomycota; Mortierellomycetes; Mortierellales; Mortierellaceae. The record is from the annotation of a GenBank genome assembly.
AUGUCACAAGUCACUCCUACCCCAGCUUCGAUCUUGGCCUCCAUGGGCUCCGCCUGUAACCCCUCCGACAUGACGAACUACGGCCACGAUGGAAUGAACCAAUUUGACGACUCAGAUUCAGACUCUUCCUACUCUGGCUCCAGCUCCUCUUCCUUCUCGACAACGUCGCUCAAUAACAUGGAUGGCUCCGCCGGAACCCACACCCAGGGCGGACAACCUAUCACCUACCAUUACUUCUGCAACUUCCCCACCUGCGACUACCACUCUGCCCGCUCAGAUCCCGUCAAGCGCCACCGCGACACCCACUACCCCGACUAUAAGCCCUACAUCUGCAACUACUGCCAAUCGAGCUCAGCCCGACGUGAUUCGACCAGAGAACAUUGCCUGAAGCAACACAAGGAUGAUUCAGAGAACGCCUUCCGUUUUGACACCACCGUCCCCAAGCCCGAUGGCUGGAUCGCUUACGAGCCCAAGCGUUCCCCAUGGCCCCCAAUCAUGGUCUAA